CAAAACGCAGUGAAUCGUUGUCAAUUUUGUUCUUUACUUUUCUCUGUCAAACCAAAGCCCCAACAACAAUGGCGACUGUUGAAUCUCCAAACUCUGUUCAGAAAAUUGUUGUUCAUCUAAGAGCUACCGGUGGUGCUCCGAUACUGAAGCAAUCUAAAUUUAAGAUUUCAGGGACUGAUAAGUUUGCUAAAGUGAUUGAAUUUCUAAGACGACAGCUUCACUCUGACUCAUUGUUUGUGUAUGUAAACAGCGCUUUCUCGCCUAACCCGGAUGAAUCAGUCAUUGAUCUCUAUAAUAACUUUGGGUUUGAUGGUAAAUUGGUGGUUAACUAUGCUAGUUCCAUGGCAUGGGGUUAAGUUGCAGCUCAUGUAGUCUCAGUCUAAAACAUGGAUCUGCCAGAUGCUGAUGAUGAUGAUUCAAGUUGCUACUAUCUUUGAUAGGAGAAUCCAAGUGUAAAUGAGACUUGUUUGUACAUCCUUAGGAAUGGCUCUUCAUAAUUUUAUUUCCCUGAAUUAGUACAUGACAAAAGUACCAGUUUUUGUGUGAUUCUCUUAUAUAGUCCUUAGAGAUUUGAUUCAAUCAAAGUAAAUAAUGCUCAUCUUCUAUGA
This is a messenger RNA of Capsella rubella, 608 nucleotides long. Its product is annotated as ubiquitin-like protein ATG12B. NCBI's taxonomy places the organism in Eukaryota, Viridiplantae, Streptophyta, Magnoliopsida, Brassicales, Brassicaceae. Bases 69 to 356 code for a protein of 95 amino acids. The transcript has 5 exons. Gene Ontology annotation, biological process: nucleophagy; autophagosome assembly; autophagy of mitochondrion. Gene Ontology annotation, cellular component: Atg12-Atg5-Atg16 complex; phagophore assembly site membrane; cytoplasm. The record is from RefSeq and is a predicted model, not a curated record.